ACAUUUUCUUCAACAAGCAGCUCUCAGGACUAUUCUGGACAGAGCACCAAGGUCGCGAACUCUGCUAUAUAAAGUCCGCACCGGGUUGAACCUGGGCAUUAGUUGAAACAACCUCUUCUCUAGAACAACGGAGUCUCGACACUCAUCAUGAAGUUGGUCGGUCUCGCAUUGGCUCUCGUGCUGCUCUUGUCCGCCGUCCUGUCGCCCAGCCAAGCCACGCCGGACGCCCGAGCAGACCCGAAUCCGUUCUUCUUCAAAAAGAAGUAUGGCUAUGGCGGUUAUGGCUACGGCGGAUAUGGCUACGGCGGAUAUGGCGGUUAUGGCCACGGUGGAUAUGGCGGUUAUGGCCAUGGUGGAUAUGGCGGAUAUGGCGGUUAUGGCCACGGUGGAUAUGGCGGUUAUGGCCACGGUGGAUAUAGCGGUUAUGGCCACGGCGGAUAUGGCGGUUAUGGCGGUUACGGCAUAAGGAAAUACUGGUGAAGAGGCAGGGACACUCCUCAAGCACAAUGUUGAAGAGUUACAGCUUUACUCGCUCUACGCAAUAUAUUUAUCCCGUCGAAAACUACCAAAUAAAAUUAACUAAUGAUUUUUUUUUAGGAAAUAAGAAAAUAAAAUAUGUACCUAAUA
Messenger RNA from Penaeus monodon (black tiger shrimp), 627 nucleotides. Its product is annotated as abscisic acid and environmental stress-inducible protein-like. The record is from RefSeq and is a predicted model, not a curated record. The coding region runs from base 148 to 480 and encodes 110 amino acids. Lineage: Eukaryota; Metazoa; Arthropoda; Malacostraca; Decapoda; Penaeidae. The transcript is spliced from 4 exons.